UAAAAUCCGUAUUCCCGCCAGUGUUCCAGUAGGACCGCGAUCAGUCGCAAUCGGAAAAUGGAGGACGGCAGUCCAGUGCAGUGUCCAAACACGGUGACUGUUCGGAGAAACCCUCACCGGAGAGCCAGAGCUACGCCGGCUGCCAAAGCAGCCGAAUCCAAUCUUACAUCUGCCAUUUCUUCAUUUCCACUUCAAGAAAUUCUCGCGAUGGAUGUCCCUCAAAACCCUAAAGACAAUUCAUCAGCAUCGUCAUCCGUUCAAACUUCUCUCUCCGAAAACCUGAAAGUGUACCUUAGAGUUCGACCUUUGCAGCUGAAGAAUUUGAAGAAGUCCGGAAAUCCUGGUGAUCAAAAUUCUUCGAGGUCCGGACAUGUAUGGCCUCAGAACCCCCAGAAGAAGAAAGCAGCGAAGGAGAAGAAUGUUAAGAAGAAGAGCAAUGAGGCUUGUAUAACGAUUAACGACGAUCACUCAGUAACAGUCUGUCCGCCCAUGGCAUUACAAGAGACUAGGCGGAGCAAGUCUGAGGUUUACGAAGGAUUUUCCCACGUGUUUUCUAUGGAAUCCUCUCAGGAUGAGGUGUAUGAGAGGAUGGUUAGUCCUUUAGUGGAGGAUUUUCUGAAGGGAAAAAGUGGAAUGCUGACUGCACUUGGUCCGAGCGGAUCGGGUAAGACCCAUACUAUUUUUGGCAGUCCAAGAGUUCCUGGAAUGGUUCCACUGGCCCUUCAACAUAUUUUCAGGACAGAGUCGAGUGAUUCCAAGACCUCCAGAUCAUAUUAUCUGUCAAUCUUUGAAAUAUACUCAGAAAAAGGAAAAGGAGAAAAGAUGUACGAUCUUUCAGCAGAUGGGGGUGAGUUAACUAUGCAGCAGUUUACUAUCAAGGGCCUUAAAGAGGUUUUAAUUUCUAAAGCCGGAGAAGCUGAAUCAUUAGUGGCUUGUGCAAUGACCAAGCGUGCCACUGCAAUUACGAAUGCAAAUAGCACAUCGAGCCGGUCCCAGUGCAUCAUUAAUGUGCGUAGAGUUGCUAACCAAGAUGAAGUUGAAGAUGCAUCGAACUGUGCCAUCUUGACCAUUGCUGAUCUUGCUGGAGCUGAAAAAGAGAAAAGAACCGGGAAUCAGGGUACAAGAUUACUUGAAGCUAACUUCAUCAAUAAUACAUCAAUGGUUUUUGGCUUGUGCCUAAGAUCAUUGUUUGAACACCAAAGGAAUCCAAAGAAGCCACUGCAGAAGCAUUUCCAGAACUCUUUGUUGACCAAGUACCUUCGAGAUUACCUGGAAGGAAAGAAGCGAAUGACCUUGAUUUUAACUGUGAAAGCAGGAGAAGAAGAUUAUCUUGAUACAACUUUCCUUCUCAGACAAGCUUCACCUUAUAUGAAAAUCAAGUUCAACAAUGUCGUGGAACCAUCCAACACCAACAAGAGACAAUUGCAAACGUUAUGUACAUUUGAGGAGCAGAAAAGAACAAAAUAUAGUGUUCCUGAAGCUUGUGUGAAUGAAGGAAAGAGACAUCACAAGGAAGACCUGCUUGCUCAUGAAGAGCCUUCCGGUCAUCCCAAAGGUACAGCCACAGAGUCUAGCCGUACAGAAUUGGCUGGGAUUGAAAGAAACCAUUUGAUUUUGCAGAAUUUUUCUCAAGCCAUAUGGAAAACCUUGAAGCAGUAUAGAGAUAAACUAAAGAGUGCAGAGAAUGAAAAUCAAAUUCUUCGAGAAGAAAUUAGGCAGGAAAAGAUGAGAUAUUUUGAGCUGGAAAAACAAUGGCAAAGUACAAGAUGUAGUACUUGCUCCAAGAAAGAUUGUGCCGAAGCGGAUUCAUCUGUCGAAGUAGCUUCAAAUUUUGAGUUAAAUAGUGAUUUGGAGGAGCACAGAUUCAACAAUUCUCACAAGAUAAUUGUGAACUCUUUCAUCAAAGUGAAGGAAUCUGAGGGAAAAUCUCCAGAAAGACGUGGCUCCUCUCUCUAUGAAGAUAUAAAUUGUUGCUCAAAACUUGAUGAAGUUAAAGAGGCACAUACAGACAGUAUAGACGAGACCACUCCUAGGAACAAGUGCAACACGGCGAAAAAACUUACAUAUGUGGAAGCAGAUGAUAGUUGUCCGACAACAAAUCCUAUAGCCUUUAGCACCCAGCAGUCCCAUAAAUUGGUGAAGCAUGACAGCUGUUCAUCGGUAGAGUUGGACAAACUCAGUGAGCAAGAGGAAUCUACCUCAGUCGAAUCACAUUUACAAAUAGGCUCCAAUAUUCACUGCGAUGCUCAUGCAUGUGAAACUCAACUUGUACCUGAUACAUCAUUAAAUCAAUCAACUUCAGAGGAGUCCGAUAGGGAUUCAGGUGCCUUGAAUGAAGACCAGGAACUCUUGGGGGAAUUUCCGGAUUCUCAACAUGUACCUCCCACCGAGGAUGUUGAAUCUUAUCAAGAACAAGAGCACAAAAAGGAUGUGCAUUGCAGUGAUCCAAGCACUGACAACUCAUGCAAACUAGAGAAACCAAAAAGGAGACUUUUGCCCGCAUCAUCCACACUAUUGCGGGAUUUCAGCAAUAUGCAUGUCGAGGAUGAUAUUGAGGCGUCAAAGGUUCUUUUUGCUUAUCAGCAGGUAAACAGAAAUGGGAAAAAAUCAGCCAAAGGCGAAAAACUUAGAACACAGGGUAACAUCUCCCUCAUUCGCAUGCUGAAGAGUAAUCUCCGGUUCUAGUAAGUUCACAACUUGCUCUGCUCUGAACUCCUUGAUUAUUAUUUCCAGUGAGGCAAUCCUUGUGUAGUAGUGUUCCAUUCUUUUGGUUUCUUGACUUGGGCUUGGGGUUGUAGUAGUUCUUUUGCUUUGAAAAUGACUGGGCUUGUGUGCUUAGCUUCCUGUACAUGUGGUGCCGAGAGCGAUAUUUUCAAUUUCAUUUUUUCUUUCGAUUGUUUUUGUUACUUUGUCGGUAAUUCUCUUACCUUUGACACAGAACUUUAUGCUAAAUUUCAUAAGAAAAGAAUAAAUGGAGUUGAGCUGGCUA
Cucumis melo (muskmelon) is the source of this 2989-nucleotide messenger RNA. Its product is annotated as kinesin-like protein KIN-6. Gene Ontology annotation, molecular function: ATP hydrolysis activity; ATP binding; microtubule binding. The transcript has 21 exons. The record is from RefSeq and is a predicted model, not a curated record. Gene Ontology annotation, biological process: microtubule-based movement. Bases 58 to 2685 code for a protein of 875 amino acids. Gene Ontology annotation, cellular component: microtubule; kinesin complex. NCBI's taxonomy places the organism in Eukaryota, Viridiplantae, Streptophyta, Magnoliopsida, Cucurbitales, Cucurbitaceae.